AUGCGCGUGAUUCAGAUCGCGAGUUUGGCGCUGCUGUGGCUCUGGACGGGUGUGCAGCUCACGACGGCGGCGUUGUGUGCGGAUCAGGUCUCGUCCGGUGACAAGGCUGUCGGAAUCUGGGGUGAGGACUCGCCGUCGUGCCCCAGCGGCGGCGGCGUGGGCUGCUUUGGUGGAACGAGCACCUGCCGCUUCUGCAAGUCGUUCAGCACUCCGCAGAGUGCACACCUGGAUGCGUGCGCGACGACCACUGCAGCUUCAACGCCGACGGUGACCGCAGCUCCGACUACAGCUCCCUCGACUACAGCCCCUCCCACGGCUGCUCCAACACCGGCUCCGACCGUGGCGACCACCGCCAACACGAGCGACGAUGACUGCCCAGGGUCCCUGCCCGUCGCGUAG
This is a messenger RNA of Phytophthora sojae, 399 nucleotides long. RefSeq lists its product as hypothetical. Lineage: Eukaryota; Oomycota; Peronosporomycetes; Peronosporales; Peronosporaceae. The transcript has a single exon. The coding region runs from base 1 to 399 and encodes 132 amino acids. The record is from RefSeq and is a predicted model, not a curated record.